Messenger RNA from Sphaerodactylus townsendi, 2953 nucleotides. RefSeq lists its product as uncharacterized. Bases 118 to 1149 code for a protein of 343 amino acids. NCBI's taxonomy places the organism in Eukaryota, Metazoa, Chordata, Lepidosauria, Squamata, Sphaerodactylidae. The record is from RefSeq and is a predicted model, not a curated record. The transcript is spliced from 9 exons.
UCUCAAGCCAGGCGUGGACUUGCCGCUCUGGUCUGUUCUCUGUGGUUGGCACAUCCCGGAAGUGCAGCUGAUGCCCGCUUACCUAGCUACUGUGCCAUGUAACCGCUUUUCUUCACAAUGGAGCCGCCUGAUACUAGAGUUCUCCUUUCCCCACCUGAAGAAACUCUGGCUCCUUCACUUCUAAAUGAGACUGUAGACCCUCCCUUGCCAAACUUAACGCCAAGACAUCAAGAUCUUAUCCCUACGCCAUGUGGUCCUAUCAAGCCGUGGUCAGAGCUGUCCUCUCCCGUCAAGAUCUACUUCUGCGUCACCAUCCUCUCUCUGCUGAGCGUCAUCGGCUUAACUGUGGAGAACCUCGUCCAGCAGACUCACGAAGACUUCACCAUCUCUCUCAUUCAGCUCAUUGGUGUUGUCUUCUGCAUCUACUACAUGAGCCGGGGAAUCCUACAGGAGAACCGCCAAGAGCUGAUUGUCUUCAUCCUCUCCAUUUUCUUGGUCAUGCUGCGUUCCGUUAUCAACUUCAUGGUUCUCUCCUCGGAGCAAAAGCCACAGUUGAUCGCUCGUUUUGUGUUGAUCCUCCUGGUUGGGGCUUUUGACAUCAUCUGCGCCGUCGUCCUCAUUCAGAGCGACAGCAUGAUGGCCUUCCGGGUGGGCGGGGCUUUGGAGAGUCUGCAAGCCCAGUACUUCAUGCUGAACCUCUGCUUUUCCAUGCUGACCUUUGACCUCCAGGCUCAGCUUCUUGGAUCUCUGUCCUCUCCUUUCCAGCUCUGCUUGUGUGUCCUGCUGCUCACGACCCUCCAGGAACUCUCCCUUCUCCACAUCAUCUUCCUGGCAGUCGGGAUUCUCUGGGCUUGCCUGAAAGUCACCUGCGGCAUCAUUGCUAUAUUAAAAGAGUUAAAACCUUUAGCCUGGGUUUUCCUGAGUCAGAAUUUACCUGAAGUGGCUUAUCUCACCUACCUGCUUUAUACAGUUAUCCGAGAGUGGGGCCAAGGGACUUCCUAUGCUCUAGAAGCAGCCGUCGUCACCUGCUCUUGCAUCUCCGUGGCAAUUAAAAGUGUUCUGUUUUGGGCGCUGUUCCAUGUCUACCACAGCUUCGGGCAAGGGUUGAGGGAAAGGAUGUUUUCUUCCUAUGGAAGGAUAGAUUCCUGAGAAGGAGCGGCAACCUUCACGAGGUUUGACGCAGAGCUCUUAUAGAGCAACGUUGCACCCAGGAAAUUCCCUGUACUCCCCCACCAGUGACCUGUAAAGGUGAGACCCCUCCCACAGAGCAGAUCGCAGAAGAAAGGGCUUCCUAGCAGCAUGCGGCAUCUGGCGUCUCUUGCCUUACAGCUGGGACUCUUGACCCAUCCCUCGGGGUCACAAGCCAAGUGGUUCACUCUCUCCAUCUCUCCACACUGCUCCAUCUUUGCUGCUAUGCUCAGCUUCAAACCAGUCACGGUGAUAACCCGUUCGGUGUGGCUUGCUGCAAGGUCCUGGCGUCGCUCAGAGCCAACAUGGGCAUUCUUCCUUCCCUGUCAUCCUUGCCUACCCUUUUAAGUAGGUGCGGGCAUUGGGAUUUGGCACAGUUAUGGCUGGGGGAGCGCACCCUCUUUUUGCUCCCCGUCUACCGUUUCAAAACUCCUUGCAAACCGGAGCUGAAAUCCUCUCUUCCCCUUCUUCACCUGGCCCAAUCAUCUGGAGACCCUGCCGGAUGCUUCUCCCCAGAUUUACAAGCCGACACACAGCCCCACUCUUCAGGUACCCAACUGCCAGCGUGGGGGGGCGGGAAGGCGGACCAUGAACACAAAGAAGGACCGUCCUUUUUUAAACUCCCCCACAUCAUUAUGAGGCAAGCGGUGUUUGCUUGGCAGGAACUGCGACCUGGUUGCAACCACAAACAGCAACCCUGCUGCUCUGAGAUUGAGACCUCUCUGGCCCGACCUAAAGAAAACAGCCAUUUCCCAGCCCUUCCUGGCACACCUGAAUUCUUACAGGGCUCCCUCAGUGAAGGUGGGACGCAAAUUUGACAAGGAGGCAAUUCACUGCUUUGACAUACCUUGAAACCUUGCAGGAUUUCUGCACCUGUUUUUAUUCCCUUCCAUCAGGUGGCCUCAGAGAGACACUCAAGAGGCAAAGUUCAAUUUUUUUUAAUUGGUCCUGUGAUACGCUCGCCCCAGAGGUGGCUGACUUACCAACAUAGUGAUUACAAUCAGAGAACGUUGCCUGCUGGGGCCAUCUCUAGGUUGGGAGCAAGACGUACUGGCAAGGUACCUUGAACAGCAGAUGGAACGUGUGCACGCCACAUUAAUCAUUCCCCUCCUCAUACUCAUCCAGGGACAAAAAGGUCAAGGGCUGGAACUUCCUAGUGAGCUCCUUCGAAGUGCAAGAUAGACACAGCUGCUCUUCUCUUCCUGAUGGCUCAGCUCCAGGGCUCUCCAGACCCUGUGGCCUUGAUUCCCCACUCCUAAGUUUCACACGCUGCCUGACAGUCCAGGUUUGCGUCGCUCCGUAGUGCUCACAGUGUGAUCGCACACUGCAUAUUUACAGCUGCCGCUGCACAAUCGGCCCACAUUUUACCUCUUAGGAGCGGCGUGUUCUUUAUGGAGUCUCGCAGCAGCCGUGCAUUUCAGCUUUGGCCCCGGAAUGGCUCAUACAAAUUCACCACAGGCCAGAUAAGAAAAUUCUCCAGCUCCCUCCAGAAACGGCAAUGAGCUCGUGUCUUUGUUAGCAUGGCUUACGUCUUGCAGAAUCUAAAUAACUGACUUUUAACCCUUCUUCUCCCCCCCCACUCCGCAGUUUUCUCCUGCUCUUGCAAAAUGACUGACUCACCUUCUCACACGCUCAACCAACAUGCUAUUUUACAGUUUUCUUUUCCACCCAAUGUGUUGAGUACUAAAAUUUUAAAGCUUUGUUAUUUUAUCAAAAGGGUUUGUUACCAGCCUUGUAUUUUUUCAAUAAAGUGUCAAUAACAACA